Molecule: messenger RNA, 2663 nt
Organism: Linepithema humile (Argentine ant)
Lineage: Eukaryota; Metazoa; Arthropoda; Insecta; Hymenoptera; Formicidae
Product: zinc finger protein 723-like
Source: RefSeq, a predicted model, not a curated record
AUCUUUCAGGUUAUGUGUUGUGCAAUUCCUUUACAAACGCUUGAGGCAUUUACGUAAUUUUACAAAUAUUUGACAUAAAAAACAUUCUUUCAAACAUUUCUUUCAAAAAAAUUAAUAAGCUAAAUAUAGCAAUUUCUGUUCUAUGUAAUAUGAUAAACAUAUUUUUCUGUAAAUAUUUCCAAAGUUGUCAGCUGCUAAAACACUACAAUCCAAAAUGAUGACACUACGUUUGUUUGAUAAUCACGAUUGUUCAGCUCUAGAUGCUAUACCAAACAUGUGCACAGAUAGUGGUGAAAUAGAGAACUAUGAUUAUUUACAAGAAUGCAUCAGUAAUUUUGAAAAUAAAGAUUCUGGAGUCAGUUUAUCAGCUUCCACAAAUACUGCAGAUAUCGGUUUGCAAGGAGAUAGCUUAGAUGAUGUUAAUUUGAAUAGUAUUGAUUUUAAUUUUAUGAAAAUUGAAAACUUACUCUUACAAAAUACUCAGGAAUCUGAAAAUUGUGUGAAGAGUGAAGAGGCAAAGCAGAAAAAGUCAACAAAUGUUAGUGUUUCAAGUUCUAUUGAAAAUUUUAACACAGUAAAUUUGAGCUACAAUAGCUUUUCAAAUUUUUCAAAUGAUUCGAGCAAACAGUCAGAUGAUGUAACAACUAUCAAUAACAGUGAAUCUUAUACAUUUAACAAAAAUGUAACAACUCAAUGUACAGAAAAAAACCAAACUCAAGUAGAAAAAUAUAAUUGUUUCGUUAAACUUCAUACUAAUAAUAAAGACAUAUAUUUUAUUGAGAAUAAAGAUAACAAGUCUAUAAGUCAAAAUAUUAGAUCAGAAUUAAUACCUGAAAUAAAGAAUGAUACCUUGGAAUUAUUAGAUGGAAAUGAACAAAUUCAAAAGUGUGAGCAGUGUCAAAUGACAUUCAGAUAUAAAAGGCACUUGGAUCGUCACUUAGAAGGCCAUCAGAAAAAUAAUUGCACUCAUUGUAAUGAAAAAUUUGCUAGACGAAAGCAUCUAGAGGUUCACUUAUUUCGCGCACACGGAGAAAGAGUGAUCAGACAUCCUCAUUUGUGCGAUGUGUGUCCCAGAAAUUUUCCUAAACGAGCACUUUUAAAUCGUCAUAGAGCAAAACAUAGUUAUCAAGAUGGCAAGGUAUGUUCAGAAUGUGGAGAUAUGAUAAAUACAGAUACAAAUGAAAAAGAACAUGAAGAGAAGCAUUGUAAGAAGAAACAAUUCAAAUGCCAGCAAUGUUCCCAAACAUUCAGUAUUGAACAGACAUAUUUGUCUCAUAUUCAAAAUCAUAAUAACUAUAAGUGUCCAGACUGCGAUGUUAGUUUUGCAUCAAAGAAAAAAGCACAUGAGCACUUCAAGGCAAUUCAUAGUCCAAAGUUAAACGAGCAAGAAUCGACAAACAGUGGUUCAUAUUUUUGUGCUGAUUGCAGACACACAUUCAUCAAGAAAGAUGACUACUUUCGACACUUGGAAUCUGCAUUACAUCUUAAUAAAGUCAAUAAGAAUGUACCUAUAAGGGCUAUAUUUUCAUGUACAAUCUGUUCGAAAAAAUUAGUCACACAGAGAGCUCUGAACCAACAUAUCAGGCGCAUUCACAAGGGAGAAAAACGAUUUGCAUGUAAUAUAUAUGAGUGUGCAUUUCAGUGUGCUACAAGGACAGAUCUAGAUAGGCACAAACAACUGCACAUAGAAGAGCGAAAUGUUGUGUGCGAACAUUGUGGCAAGACGUUUACCAGCGUCAGUAUUCUCAAGGAUCACGUACUUUACGUUCACAACAAGGAGCGGCAAUUUAUCUGUGAAAAGUGUGGCAAGGCGUUUAAGAGAAAUAGUUUACUUAAGAGGCAUAAAUUGUCACAUGAACAGCAUCGACCGUUUGCUUGUAUGCAGUGUAAUACUGCAUUUAAACGCUCACACCAUCUCACUCGUCACAUGGAAACUUGCCACAAAAUUACAUUGGAAAAGAAAAAAAAGGUAGUAAAGCUCAUGAAAACAGAAGACGGUCAUCUUGUGCCAGUACCAGAGAAGCCAAAAAAAGUAGAAUGCAGUAAAACAAAAAGUGAUCAAGAGCGUGAAUUAGUUGUAAAAAACGAGGAGAAAGACUAUUCGGUUAUGAAUAUAGACGAACCAGUAGUAAAUGUUGACUCGCAAUUGCAGAUACAGCCAUUAUCAAACUCUGAGGAAAACUCUGAAUGUUCAAACAUGUUAAAACUUACGAAUUUAUCUGUCGUCGAUCCUACCCCACAAGUUCUUUCGUUAGUAGAUGUGAACACAGGACAAGUGAUUACUGUAGAGAUUACCAAUCCAGAAUUAUUAUCUACCAAUGAGCUCGCUGAUCAGUUUGGAAUAAAUUCUAAUGAAAUAUUAAACUUACCAGAUUAUCAAGAUAUAGAAUUUCAAAAUAGUCUCCUGAAUACGGAUCAAACUUAUUAUGACAAUACAAAUUAUUCAGAAGUAUCAUUAGAAAACAUCGAAGGGUCGUUUUCACUUAUGAAUAAUAACAGUAAGAUAAAAAUAGAAAAUUAUUUAACACACGAAUUUUCGCCGUUUCUUAACAUUUGAAGACUUGCAUAAGGCAGCUAUGUAAAUUUGGAAUGUGAAACAAUUAUGUUUGCUCAAAUUUGAAAUGUGCCAUUAUUUAUCUCAUUUUAUUAAGUGUAGAAAUAUU